AUGGCCAGGAUCAGGACGGAUCGAUCUCUGCGCCGGCGGCCGCAGCCGUCCCGCGGCGACGACCCGAUGAGCGCCCUCCCCGACGACCUUCUGCUCCUCGUCCUGCGCCGUCUCGACACCCGCUCGGCGCUCCGCACCGCGCUGCUGUCCACGCGCUGGGCCCGCCUCCACCGCGAGCUCCUCCUACUCGACUUCCGGGUCGGCAGCAUGCUCCCACCACGCUACCACAGAUUGGUCCUGCUCCGUCACGACAUAAACAUGCACAGAUCUUAUCUUCGGUACAGAAAGUCUGACCUCUCGCCCAAAAUCAAGAGGUACGAGCGCGGUGCCAUGCGCGCCCUGACCCGCUCCGUCGAGACCUUCUUGGACGACGAAGACAUCCGAGGAGCUCGCGGCAGCGUUAGCAUGCUGAGGCUCGAGUUCUUCAUCACCCACAACCCCGGCUGCAUGAACAGGCUAAUCGCCAGGUCCAUCGACGAUUGGGGGGUCAGAGACCUCGAGGCUGUUGCCAAGCCGAUCAACUUCCGGCAAUCCGUGCACACCUUCCCCGGCCACGGCCUCUGCCACGAUCCUCGCGCGUCGUGCCUGCGGAGCCUCAAGCUUGUAGGCUGCGCGCUCCCGCCGCUGCACGAGUUCGGCGCGCUCACCAUGCUUGUCCUCCAAGACAUUAAGGGAUCGACGCCCACGGCAGCCUACGAGGGCGUGCUCACCUUGUGUCCGCAGCUGCAGGUGCUGCAACUCAAGUCCUGCGAAUUCCCCCUGGAGGACACGGACCUGGUUGUGGACGCCCCCAGCUCGCAGAUCAGGGAGCUCGUCUUCAACAAGUGCAGGUUCGGACAGGUGCGGAUGAGGGCUCUUCCGAACCUCGAGAGCCUAGCCUCCCGGGACACCACGCUGCACUUUGAUCAGUCCGCCUUGUUUCCCUGCCUCAGGCAAUGCAACCACACCACUAGGGUCGGUCUCUUCCUCACAUCAGUAGGACAGCCACGCGUAUACAUUGGGCACCAGCUUGAGCUUGGCUCGUUCCUCGGGCGCACGCCCUACAUAACCAACCUCGUCCUACGGUUCACCGGACCAAGACGAUGGAUCGUGCCGCCGUCUGGCUCCUCGUCGCCCUUGUUGCCCCAGUUGAGGAAACUGCUCGUCGCCGACGUGCCUUCCUCCUGGGAUGUCUCGUGGCCAUGUCUCCUCCUCGAGAUGGCACCAUCCCUCGAGACCCUUCACAUCCAUAUCGCCCCUUGCAAUGAGAGGCCCGGGCAUGUGAUACCCUGGGAGCCCACCGAGCUUCGGCGGCAUCACUUGAAGGAGCUUGUGGUGGCUGGUUUUCAGGGAACGAAGAGGCAGAUUUGCUUUGUGAAGUUUGUCGUGGGAGUGUCGACGUCGUUGCGCCGUGUAGCCUUGUUCAGGAAUGGGCGUGCUGAGGACAAGGGGCACUGGGACUGGGAGAUGGUAACGGAGCAGCACUCAUGGACCAACAGGCAGAAGAACGCUACGCAGAAGAAGAUUAUGGAUGGGGUUUCUUUCUCCCGCCCUCCUCCGCAAUUUGUUUUUGGCUGAUCCCCUCUUUUUUUGAAUCAGUCUUCUAUUUCAUUCAACGUAGUAUUUUGUAAUCUUGGCCAAUCCAUUGGUGGUGCUCUGCACUUGUAGCGAUAAUAUUGUUAUUAUAUUUCGCUCCAAAAUACAUUGGUCCAUUAUAUCCCAUUUUCAUAUGGAGAAAUUACUAAACCGUAAUACUAUGUGGAUAAUAUGAGCCCGGGUGAUAAUAUAUAUCUCAUAUAUGUAGAAAAGAAAGAAAAAAAACAUGUAGAGCUCCUCCGGUUAUAUCUUCUACCAUCAAUCUUAAAUAUUUUCACCUCUUCCUAAUUUUUUUAGGUAUACAACCAUGCCACAUUAAUUUAACCAUGCAACACUGCCACAUUAGCAAGCCAUACAUGCCGUCUAUAAGUUAUAUUUUUAAAAUUAAUUUUAUUGUCAUAUACUGUUUAUGUGUUGGAUACUUGGAGCAUAUUUACAUAGUUCAUGAUUUGCAUUUUUGUAGAAAGAAAAUGUCAUUUUAUUAACUACUGUGUGAACCAAAGGAUGGAGAUUAAGAAAAUGGCAUUUUAGUAACUACAACAAUGCAAAUCGUGAACUACAUAGUUAGUCAUCAUGUGUUGCAUCCCUAUACAAUUCUCGCGUCUUUAGAAUCAUGUGAAUAAAGGAUGCUUUAUAGAUUAUCGGUUUAUCAAAAAUACAAUGGAUGUCCCUAAUCCUCACUUUUACCUUAGAAGUGCCAGUUGUAGAAUUGUAGAAGGCAACUGUUUUCUUUCUUCUUCCCCAGCUUUAUUGCGUAAAUCCUUAGUC
Aegilops tauschii subsp. strangulata is the source of this 2343-nucleotide messenger RNA. RefSeq lists its product as uncharacterized. Gene Ontology annotation, molecular function: protein binding. The record is from RefSeq and is a predicted model, not a curated record. NCBI's taxonomy places the organism in Eukaryota, Viridiplantae, Streptophyta, Magnoliopsida, Poales, Poaceae.